AUGUCCGAUCCACGCACACCACUACAGCCGCAGUCUCGCGGCGAUAACAUUAAUAUCGCAGGUGUCGUCCUCGCGUCCAUCAUCGGCGUGGGCUGCCUCGUCUUCGGUAUUCUUGCAUGGAGAGAGGCACGUCGUCGCCGUCUCUCUACACACUCCCUAGACGAUGAUUAUACACUCCCCUUCUAUCAACCCGCAACGAACGCUUCUCGCGAGGCCCAGGCGCCAGCACUCGCUGGACGACGAGCGGCGCAGUCAAUGUUUCCUCCAAACCUACAUCUGGAAAGAUGUCGGUACUACACGGAAAUGACUGUUGAACGAUGGAGAGAAGCGACAUAGAUGAUUUUCUUCUUCGCGCACGUGAAUGCUGCCAUCCGAAUCUACCUAAGUUCAAUACGUAAAAAUGAUCGCUGCAGCUCUGCACAACAGUGCAAAUCGUCUUCCAGUACAACGGCC
Messenger RNA from Mytilinidion resinicola, 453 nucleotides. RefSeq lists its product as uncharacterized. The record is from RefSeq and is a predicted model, not a curated record. The coding region runs from base 1 to 336 and encodes 111 amino acids. The transcript has 3 exons. NCBI's taxonomy places the organism in Eukaryota, Fungi, Ascomycota, Dothideomycetes, Mytilinidiales, Mytilinidiaceae.